Rhizopus microsporus ATCC 52813 is the source of this 1425-nucleotide messenger RNA. RefSeq names its product amidase signature enzyme. Gene Ontology annotation, molecular function: catalytic activity. Lineage: Eukaryota; Fungi; Mucoromycota; Mucoromycetes; Mucorales; Rhizopodaceae. The transcript has 2 exons. The record is from RefSeq and is a predicted model, not a curated record. The annotation marks the transcript as partial.
UCACAAUUCUUAUCUUUCUGGGAUUUUCACAAAGCUUACACUGAAUUUAAAACUACGCCGACAGAGGUUGCUGAACGUCUGCUUGUCAAGAUAGAACAGAGUAAGGACCUAAACUGGAUCCGAUUCUUGACCAAGAAUAUUAUGCAACAAGCCGAGGAAUCGACUAGAAGAUACAGGGAGAAGAAACCUUUGAGUCAACUCGAUGGUGUGUUUGUUGCUGUCAAGGAAGAGUUGGACAUACAAGGAUUAGAAACUAAAGUGGGUACUUGCUUCAUCAAUGACGACAACCCCGCCUCACAGGACUCAACCAUCGUCUCCAGAUUAAAGAAUGCAGGUGCUAUUGUUGUUGGAAGCACAGUCAUGAAUGAGCUCGGUUGGGAUACAUUUAGUGUGAACCCUAAUACAGGUAUACCAAAGAAUCCUCACAAAUCUACUUAUCACUCUUGUGGUGGUUCUAGCGGUGGCAGCAGUGGAUCUGUCUCAGGUGGGCUGUUUCCGGUCACCAUUGGUACGGAUGGAGGCGGAUCUGUCAGAAUUCCAUCUGCAUUCUGUGGUCUAUAUGGUCUAAAGACAACGUGGAGUCGUGUUUCCUCAUUUGGUGGCUCAACACAAGAUCCUUCCAUAGGAGCCUAUGGUCCUAUCGCUGCAACCGCAGAUGAUAUGACACUUACAUACAGCAUUAUUGCUGGGCCAGAUCUUAAUGAUUCUAAUACACUCAGUCAACCAGGUGUCGAUCUUAAAGACUAUGACAGGUUUAACGACCUAUCAGGCCUUACGGUCGCUGUCGUGCCUGACUGGAAUAGAUUUAUUACUGAGCCUGCUAUUUUGGAUAGAAUGGAUAAAGUCAAGGACUAUUUGAAACAAUUGGGUGCAAACAUCGUUGAAGUUGAUAUACCAGAUUUGGAACGUGCUCAGACAGCCCAUAUAAUUACUAUAUCAAGUGAAAUGUAUACUUUUGCCUCUAAACACUUUCACAAGCGUAAUUAUUUUCUUCCGUACACUAGAAUAUUAUGUGGUGUCGCAAGUGUAUUAGAAGGAAGAGACUACAUCUUGGCUCAACGAAUGCGUACUCGAAUGAUGAAGCAUAUGGCCGAAUUGUUCAAAAAUCAAAAGAUUGAUUUAAUCUUGACACCCACAACCCCAAUACUGUCUCCUGAAAUCCCUAAAGAGGCUAUGCGCUAUGGCAUCUCGAAUACAAACUUGACAAAACUGUCCAUGGUAUAUACCACAUUGGCCAAUUUUACAGGUAUCCCAGCCGUAAGCGUACCUGCUGGCUACCAUGACGAUUUGCCUAUCGGUCUUCAAUUCAUGGCGUCUUGGUGGAACGAAGCUUUACUUUGUAGAAUUGCAAAAACGAUUGAAAAUAUGCCCGGUAUUGACAGAAAAAGACCUGAAGCCCAUUGGUUUGGAGAUUAUCUUUUAUAA